AUGGCCGUAAUUACUGCCAUAGCCUUGUUGGCUCUUUCCCAGAGCAUCUCAGCUUCUGCCAUCCACACCUCCCAACACACCCACGGAUACUGCAAACAAUUGGAUAUUCCAGUGGCUGCUACGUCAGACAGCGCGAUCUAUGACCAUCCAAGGAUCGACAGUAACAUCGAAGCGAGAGCCUGGGCAAUAUACGCUGAUACUUGGGACACUCCCGUUGGUGUACAAACAGUCACCAAGAACACCACGACUUCUGGCACUUUCAACAUCCACGCCCAACUUUGCGUCCCCAAAAUCUCUGGAAUGAAAGAGGGCAUCCUGCAGAUUGCUACCCACGGCGCGCAUUACGACGGAAGAUAUUGGGAUCCUGAACUCGAUCGGGAGAACCAGUCCUAUGUCGAAGCAUCGCUCAAAGCAGGAUACUCCAUCCUCACAUAUGACCGCUUAGGGGCUGGUCAAUCGGACCACCCUGACGCGUACAACGUGGUGCAAGCGCCGCUUGAACUCGAGAUCCUUCGACAAUUGACCUUGAUGGCACGCAAUGGCACCUUGUACAGCUUCGCAGGAAAAGCACAACCUGCCGAUGAUCCAGCAUUCAACGCACUGGCAAGACCAAACAAAGUUGUCCACGUCGGCCACAGUUUCGGAUCCUUCCUGACCUCUGCACUGAUCGCGAAAUAUCCCACUCUGACCGACGGAGCCAUCAUCACGGGCUACUUUUACGGCAAGUAUCUGGGCGCGCCGGGGAUGGCGUCGUGGGGCGUUGACUUUGCCGCCACGAGCUCUCCCGCCUUCAAUCGAUCAAGUGGGUAUGUUGUGUGUCAGAAGACUGGCAUCCAGAAUCUGUUCUUCGGUGGCAACCCGGACACCGCCUUCACCCCGGAGAUGCUUGAUUACGGCGACUCCCUCAAGCAGCCAGUUCCUAUCGGCGAGCUGGCCUCGGCCUUUCAUAUCAUUGGCCUUAAGGGGCCUGGCCUCAAGGCGCCGGUCCAAUUUAUGUUGGCCGAGUUCGACUUUUAUAUCUGCGACGGUGAUUGUAAGGGGGCGUACGAGUUACAGGAUCUGAAGGAUACCUACCCUAACGCCGCAGUUGUCGAGGACUAUAUCCAGCCGAACACUGGCCAUGCUUUUCCACUCCACAACAAUGCCACUGCUGGCUACCAGGUCACAUUCGACUUCUUGGAGAGGAAUGGGCUGUGA
This is a messenger RNA of Exophiala xenobiotica, 1197 nucleotides long. RefSeq lists its product as uncharacterized. The coding region runs from base 1 to 1197 and encodes 398 amino acids. The transcript has a single exon. Lineage: Eukaryota; Fungi; Ascomycota; Eurotiomycetes; Chaetothyriales; Herpotrichiellaceae. The record is from RefSeq and is a predicted model, not a curated record.